AUGGCUGAAGGAGGAGAAGGCGAGGAUGAAAUCCAGUUUCUGCGGACUGAUGAUGAGGUAGUCCUGCAGUGCUCAGCUACGAUCCAUAAGGAGCAACAGAAACUCUGUCUGGCUGCUGAAGGCUUCGGAAACAGACUCUGCUUCCUUGAAUCCAUCUCCAACUCCAAGAAUGUGCCUCCAGAUCUGUCCAUCUGCACCUUUGUCUUGGAGCAGUCACUAUCAGUACGAGCCCUUCAGGAAAUGCUGGCCAACACAGAGGAGAAAGCUGAGGGGCAUGUAGAUGUGGAAAUAUGGACGGCCCAGGGCGGUGGGCAUCGCACCUUACUGUAUGGACACGCUGUCCUGCUACGACACUCAUACAGUGGAAUGUACCUAUGCUGUCUGUCAACCUCCCGCUCAUCCACAGACAAACUGGCUUUUGAUGUGGGACUACAGGAAGAUACCACAGGCGAGGCUUGCUGGUGGACCAUCCAUCCAGCAUCCAAGCAGCGUUCAGAGGGAGAGAAGGUUAGAGUGGGAGAUGAUCUCAUCCUGGUCAGCGUCUCCUCUGAAAGAUAUCUGCAUCUGUCCUAUGGCAAUGGCAGUCUCCAUGUAGAUGCAGCUUUCCAGCAGACUCUGUGGAGCGUGGCUCCCAUCUGUUCUGGCAGUGAAGUAGCACAAGGUUUCCUGAUAGGAGGGGAUGUCCUGCGUCUCCUUCAUGGUCACAUGGACGAGUGUCUAACUGUUCCAUCUGGGGAACAUGGAGACGAGCAGAGGAGGACAGCUCACUAUGAGGGUGGAGCAGUGUCCAGUCAUGCCAGGUCCCUGUGGAGGCUGGAGACACUUCGAGUUGUGUGGAGUGGGAGUCAUAUCCGAUGGGGUCAACCGUUCAGACUGAGACAUGUGACCACAGGGAAGUAUCUGAGUCUGAUAGAAGACAAAUCUCUGCUGCUGAUGGACAAAGAGAAAGCUGAUGUCAAGUCUACAGCCUUCUGCUUCAGGUCAUCUAAGGAAAAGUUGGAUCCCGGUUUGAAGAAGGAGGUGGAUGGGAUGGGUGUUCCUGACAUUAAAUAUGGCGACUCUGUGUGUUACAUCCAACAUGUUGACACCUGUCUAUGGCUCACAUACCAAGCUGUUGAUGCCAAGUGUGCACGCAUGGGUGGCGUACAGAGAAAGGCCAUCAUGCACCAUGAGGGUCACAUGGAUGACGGGCUAACGCUGUCUCGGUCCCAACAUGAGGAGAGUCGCACUGCCAGGGUCAUCCGUAGCACUGUCUUUCUGUUCAACCUGUUCAUCAGGGGUCUGGACACACUAAGGAAAAAGGGGAAGAGCUCUACUUUAGAUCUACCAAUCGAUUCAGUCAGUCUGAGUCUGCAGGAUCUGAUUGGCUACUUCCAGCCACCUGGAGAUCAUCUGGAACAUGAAGACAAGCAGAACCGACUAAGGGCUCUGAAGAACCGACAGAACCUCUUUCAGGAGGAGGGGAUGAUCAGCCUGGUCCUAGAGUGUAUUGAUCGGCUUCACGUCUACAGCAGUGCAGCUCAUUUUGCUGAGGUAGUAGGAAGGGAGGCAGCAGAGGCCUGGAGCUCUAUCCUCAACUCCCUCUACCAACUUCUGGCUGCGCUGAUCAGGGGAAACAGGAAGAACUGUGCCCAGUUCUCUGGUUCGCUGGACUGGCUGAUUAGCAGACUAGAGCGGCUGGAGGCCUCUUCUGGUAUACUAGAGGUGCUUCACUGUGUGCUGGUGGAGAGUCCUGAGGCACUGAACAUCAUCAAAGAGGGACACAUCAAAUCUAUUAUAUCUCUGCUGGACAAGCAUGGACGCAACCACAAGGUUCUAGAUGUGUUGUGUUCGCUGUGUGUGUGUCACGGUGUAGCAGUACGCUCCAACCAGCACCUGAUCUGUGACAAUCUGCUGCCAGGAAGAGAUCUGCUACUGCAGACCCGUUUGAUCAACCACGUAAGCAGCAUGCGUCCAAACAUCUUCCUGGGUGUCAGUGAUGGCUCUGCUCAGUACAGGAAGUGGUACUAUGAACUGAUCGUGGAUCAGGUGUUGCCAUUUGUCACAGCAGAGGCCACUCACCUCAGGGUGGGCUGGGCCAGUACCAGUGGCUAUGCACCCUACCCCAGUGGGGGGGAGGGGUGGGGAGGCAACGGGGUGGGUGAUGACCUCUACUCGUAUGGCUUUGAUGGACUCCAUCUUUGGUCAGGCUGCAUUGCACGGACUGUUAGCUCCCCCAAUCAGCAUCUGCUGAGGUCAGAGGAUGUGGUGAGCUGCUGCCUGGACCUCAGCGUACCCAGUAUUUCCUUCAGGAUCAACGGCCAGCCGGUUCAGGGCAUGUUUGAGAACUUCAACUCAGAUGGCCUCUUCUUCCCUGUUGCCAGCUUCUCUGCUGGGGUCAAGGUGCGUUUCCUCCUUGGGGGUCGUCAUGGGGAGUUUAAGUUCCUCCCUCCUCCAGGUUAUGCUCCUUGUUAUGAGGCAGUGUUGCCAAGGGAGAAACUGAAGCUGGAAGCCAGUCAGGACCAGACAGCAGCCACAGACCUCCUGGGACCCACCGUCACCUUGAGCCAGGCUGCAUUCACCCCUACACCUGUGGACACCAGCCAGAUUGUGCUGCCUCCUCACUUGGAGAGGAUCAGGGAGAAGCUUGCAGAAAACAUCCAUGAACUGUGGGUGAUGAACAAGAUAGAACUGGGCUGGACCUAUGGUGCAGUGCGAGAUGAUAACAAGCGGCAGCACCCUUGUCUAGUGGAGUUCUGCAGGCUUCCUGAACAGGAGCGAAGCUACAACCUCCAGAUGUCUCUGGAAACUCUCAAAACUCUCCUGGCUUUGGGUUGCCAUGUUGGCUUAGCAGAUGAACGCGCUGUAGAGAAAGUCAAGAGCAUGAAACUGUCCUCAACCUAUGAGUUGUCCAGUGGUUAUAAACCUGCUCCUCUGGACCUGAGUCACAUCAAACUGACCUCCACCCAGGAAGCCAUGGUGGACAAACUGGCUGAGAACGCUCACAAUGUCUGGGCAAGAGACCGCAUCCAUCAGGGCUGGACCUACGGCAUCCAACAGGAUGUGAAGAGUCGUAGAAACCCUCGUCUGGUCCCCUACACUCUGCUGGAUGAGAGAACCAAGAAGUCAAACAAAGACAGUCUGAGAGAGGCUGUCAGGACUCUGCUGGGAUAUGGAUACAACCUGGAAGCUCCUGACCAGGACCAUGCAGCUCAAUCUGACCUCAACAACAUGUCUGCUGAGAGGUUUCGCAUUUUCAGAGCAGAGAAAACCUACUGUGUUAAUGCUGGGAAGUGGUACUUUGAACUGGAGGUGCUGACAGCAGGAGAGAUGAGGGUGGGCUGGGCCAGGCCAGGAUGCCUCCCAGACCAAGAGUUGGGAUCUGAUGACCAGGCCUUUGUCUUUGAUGGCUUCAAGGUCCAGCGCUGGCACCAGGGCAACGAGCACUUCGGGCGUGCCUGGCAGAUGGGGGAUGUGGUGGGAUGCAUGGUGGAUCUGAAUGAACACACCAUGAUGUUUACACUCAAUGGAGAAGUGCUGCUGGAUGAUUCUGGCUCAGAGCUAACCUUCAAGGACUUUGAAGCUGGCGAAGGUUUUAUCCCCGUGUGCAGUCUGGGUGUGUGUCAGGUGGGGAGGAUGAACUUUGGUAAAGACGUAAGCACUCUGAAGUACUUCACCAUCUGUGGCCUUCAGGAAGGCUACGAGCCGUUUGCUGUCAACAUGAACCGAGACGUUACCAUGUGGCUCAGCAAGAGGCUGCCUCAGUUUGUACCUGUCCCUCACAGUCACCAGCACAUAGAGGUGACAAGGAUAGAUGGGACAGUGGAGUCUUGUCCAUGCCUGAAGGUCACCCAGAGGUCAUUUGGCUCACAGAACAGUUACACUGACAUUACCUUCUACAGACUGAGCAUGCCCAUCGAGUGUGCAGAAUCCUUCUCUAGAUCCCGGUCUAACGGCAGCCUCUUCUCGCCGAAUAGGGAGCUGGAGGACUUUGAAACGGUAUCAGACUUUGAGGUCCUGAUGAAGUCGUCUCACGGUCACAAUGGUCCCAAUGGACCUGAGAGAGACGAAUUCAACAACCACAAAGAUUAUAACCAGGAGAAGCCAUCCAAGCUCAAACAACGGUUCAUGUUGAAGAGAAACAAACCAGACAACAGCUGCCCCUCAUCUGCUAGACUGUCAGAGGAAGUGAUGGCUGAUGACAGAGAUGAGUACGAAUUCCUCAUGCAAGCCUCCACUCACUACUACUCAGUUCGGAUCUUCCCUGGUCAGGAGCCCAGCAGUGUGUGGGUAGGCUGGGUGACCUCUGACUUCCAUCAGUAUGACCCAGGCUUCGAACUGCACAAGGUCCGAACGGUCACUGUUACCCUGGGAGACGAGAAAGGCAAAGUUCACGAGAGUAUAAAGCGCAGUAACUGUUACAUGGUGUGGGCUGGAGAGAGCAGCAGUCCUGGUCAGGGGAGGAACAACAAUGGCUUAGAGAUAGGCUGUCUAGUUGACACAACAAAUGGACUAUUGACCUUCACUGCCAACGGCAAAGAACUCAGCACAUAUUACCAGGUGGAGCCCAGUACUAAGCUGUUCCCCGCAGUCUUUGCCAAGGCGACCAGCCCCAAUGUCUUCCAGUUUGAACUGGGGAGAAUAAAGAAUGUGAUGCCUCUGUCAGCUGGUCUGUUUAAGAGUGAGAGGAAGAACAUGGUUCCUCAGUGUCCUCCACGGCUUCAUGUCCAGUUUCUUACUCCUGUUUUAUGGAGUCGUGUUCCCAACCACUUCCUUAAGGUGUCAGCAUCCAGAGUGAAUGACAGACAUGGCUGGCUGGUCCAGUGUAGUGAACCCCUGCAGUUCAUGUCUCUGCACAUACCUGAGGAGAACAGGUCGGUCGAUAUCCUGGAGCUGUCAGAGCAGAGGGACUUAUUAAAGUUUCACUACCAUACCCUCAGACUGUACUCUGCAAUCUGUGCUCUGGGAAACAACCGGGUGGCACAUGCCCUCUGCUCCCAUGUGGACGAAGCACAGCUGCUGCAGGCUAUAGAGAAUAAGUACAUGCCAGGUUUGCUUCGUGCUGGCUAUUACGACCUCCUUAUCGAUAUCCACCUGAGCAGCUACGCCACAGCUCGCCUCAUGAUGAACAAUGAGUACAUUGUUCCCAUGACAGAUGAAACAAAGAGCAUCACCCUGUUUCCUGACGAGAAGAAGAAACAUGGCCUGCCAGGCAUUGGCCUCAGCACUUCCCUGAGACCCAGAAUGCACUUCUCAUCUCCAAGCUUUGUCUGCGGGACCGGAUCGUUGUAUCGAAACAACGGAAACAGCGGAUCAGGAUCAGGAGACUGUUUCCAGUACAGCCCUGAAUUCCCUUUAGAUAUACUGAAAGUCAAAACAAUUGAGAUGCUGACAGAGGCUGUGCGGGAGGGAAGCAUGCACGUACGGGAUCCAAUAGGAGGCAGCACUGAGUUUCUCUUUGUUCCCCUUAUCAAGCUCUUCUACACCAUGCUCAUCAUGGGAGUUUUCCAAAAUGGAGAUCUGAAGAACAUCCUCCGACUGAUUGAGCCAUCUGUGUUCUCUGAAAGGCGAGAAGGGCAGGAGGAGAUUCACAUGGAGCUGGAGAUGGUGAAGGAGGUGGAGACUGAGGUUGGAGGGGAGGAUAGAGGGAGGACCAUGCCAAAAGAAGGACUGUUGCAGAUGAAGCUGCCAGAGCCUGUAAAACUCCAGAUGUGCCAUGUGCUACAGUAUCUGUGUGACUGUCAGGUGCGUCAUCGUAUCGAGGCAGUGGUGGCCUUCUCUGAUGAUUUUGUGGCCUGUCUCCAAGACAACCAGCGAUUCCGCUACAACGAGGUGAUGCUGGCACUCAACAUGUCUGCAGCUCUCACUGCCAAGAAAACCAAAGAGUUCAGAUCACCUCCACAGGAACAGAUCAACAUGUUGCUGAACUUUAAGGAUGAGAAGCAGGAGUGUCCCUGUCCUGAAUACAUCAGAGAACAGCUGCUCGACUUUCAUGAAGAUCUGAUGAGACACUGUGGUAUAGAAUUGGAUGAGGACAGAAGCAUAGAUGGUGACAGUGACUUCACCAUCCGAGGUCGACUCAUGUCACUGGUGGAGAAAGUGGCUUAUCUGAAGAAGAAGAUGGCCAACUUGCCGAAGGAGAAGAAGGACAGGAAACCCAGUACGUUACAGCAACUGAUCUCAGACACGAUGGUCCGCUGGGCUCAGGAGUCGGUUAUUGAGGAUCCAGAGCUGGUCAGAGCCAUGUUUGUCCUGCUGCACCGCCAGUAUGAUGGCAUCGGAGGACAGGUGCGGGCUCUUCCUAAGACCUACACUAUAAAUUCAGUUUCCAUUGAGGACACCAUCAACCUGUUGGCUGCUCUGGGUCAGAUCAGAUCUCUACUGAGUGUCCGCAUGGGAAGAGAGGAGGAGAAACUAAUGAUCCGAGGGCUAGGUGACAUCAUGAACAACAAGGUCUUUUACCAGCAUCCUAACCUGAUGAGAGCUCUGGGGAUGCAUGAGACUGUCAUGGAGGUGAUGGUGAACGUGCUCAGUGGGGGAGACUCAAAGGAAAUAACCUUUCCUAAGAUGGUGGCCAACUGUUGUCGCUUUCUCUGUUAUUUCUGUCGGAUCAGUCGUCAGAACCAGAAGGCCAUGUUUGACCAUCUCAGCUACCUUCUGGAGAACAGCAGUGUUGGCCUCGCUUCUCCAUCCAUGCGAGGCUCCACUCCUCUUGAUGUGGCUGCAGCAUCAGUCAUGGAUAAUAAUGAGUUGGCUCUGGCGUUGAGAGAGCCAGACCUGGAGAAGGUGGUGCAGUACCUGGCCGGCUGUGGGUUGCAGAGCUGUGUGAUGCUGGUGCGUAAGGGAUACCCCGACAUCGGCUGGAACCCUGUGGAGGGCGAACGCUACCUCGACUUCCUGCGCUUUGCUGUCUUCUGCAAUGGUGAAAGUGUUGAGGAGAAUGCCAAUGUUGUGGUGAGGCUUCUGAUUCGCCGACCAGAAUGUUUUGGCCCUGCUCUUCGGGGUGAGGGUGGUGAUGGGUUGUUGGCAGCAAUGGAGGAAGCCAUUAAGAUCUCUCAGGAUUCUUCCAGGGAUGGUCCCUCUCCUACAUCUGAGAGCAGCAGAACACUUGACAUGCUGGAAGAAGAGGAAGAUGAUACCAUCCACAUGGGAAAUGCCAUCAUGACCUUCUAUGCUGCUCUCAUUGAUCUGCUAGGUCGCUGUGCUCCAGAGAUGCAUUUAAUCCAUGCUGGUAAAGGUGAAGCAAUCCGUAUCAGAGCCAUUCUGAGGUCUCUCAUUCCUAUUGAAGACCUGGUGGGAGUAAUCAGUAUUCCAUUUUCCAUGCCCAACCUGGCUAAAGAUGGGGUGGUGGUGGAGCCAGACAUGUCAGCUGGUUUCUGUCCAGACCAUAAGGCAGCCAUGGUGCUGUUCCUGGACAGGGUCUAUGGUAUAGAAGACCAGAAUUUCCUGCUCCACCUGCUGGAAGUCGGAUUCUUACCAGACCUGAGAGCUGCUGCCUCGCUGGACACUGUUGCUCUCAGUGCCACAGACAUGGCACUCGCUCUCAACAGGUAUCUGUGUACGGCUGUGCUGCCUCUCCUGACUAAAUGUGCACCACUGUUUGCGGGGACAGAGCCGUUUGCUUCACUGAUUGACUCCCUCCUCCACACCAUUUACCGCCUGUCAAAAGGCUGCUGUCUCACCAAGGCCCAGAGGGACGCCAUAGAGGAGUGUCUGCUGGCUGUUUGUGGAAAGCUGAGACCCUCAAUGAUGCAGCAUCUCCUGAGGAGGCUGGUGUUUGACGUUCCUCUGCUUAAUGAACACACCAAGAUGCCUCUGAAGCUGUUGACCAAUCACUAUGAGCGUUGUUGGAAGUAUUACUGCCUGGCUGGAGGCUGGGGCAACUUUGGAGCUGCAUCAGAUGAAGAACUUCACCUCUCCAGGAAACUGUUUUGGGGAAUAUUUGAUGCUCUGUCAUACAAGCGGUAUGACCAGGAGCUGUUUAAGCUGGCAUUGCCAUGUCUCAGUGCUGUGGCGGGAGCUCUUCCUCCAGACUACAUGGAGUCUAACUACAUGGCCAUGAUGGAGAAACAGUCAUCCAUGGACUCAGAGGGAAACUUCACUCCACAACCUGCAGACACCACCAAUGUGACUGUCCCAGAGAAACUGGACUAUUUCAUAACCAGAUAUGCAGAACACAACCAUGAAAAGUGGUGUAUAGAGAAGUUUUCCAAUGGCUGGUCAUAUGGGGAACAGAUAUGUGAAAUCAGCAAGAGCCACCCUUUACUGAAACCAUACAAAGGCCUCUCUGAAAAGGAUAAGGAGUCGUACUGCUGGUCAGUCAGAGAGUCUCUGAAGACCAUGCAGUCGUGGGGCUGGAGCAUCGAAAGGAUCAGAGAGGGAGACCCCGCCAGCCUCCACAACAAGUCCAGGAGGAUAUCACAGGCUAGCCAGCUGUCUUUUGAAGGCGCUCCAGCUUUCAGCCCGAGACCCAUUGAUAUGAGCAAUGUUACACUGUCCAGAGACAUGCAGUCUAUGGCAGAGCUGCUCGCAGAGAAUUAUCAUAAUGUCUGGGCGAGGAAAAAGAAAAUGGAGCUGGAAGCCAAAGGUGGAGGAAACCAUCCCCUUCUGGUUCCUUAUGACACACUGACUGCCAAAGAGAAAUCCAGAGACAGAGAGAAAGCACAGGAGAUUCUCAAGUUCCUCCAGAUCAACGGUUACACUGUGUCCAGAGGUGUGAAGUCACAGGAGCUGGACACUCCAGCUAUAGAGAAACGAUUCGCCUACACUUUCCUCCAGCAGCUCAUCACAUACGUAGACCAGGCCCACCAACACAUGAUGGAGUUUGACCAGGGAACGAGACAGAAGGGAGACAAGGUUCCUCAUGAACAGCAGAUGAAGUUCUUUGGAAAGGUUGUCUUGCCAUUGGUGGAUCAGUACUUUAAAAACCAUAGGCUCUACUUCCUGUCCACAGCCAUCCAUCCAAUUAGCAGUGGUGGCCACGCCUCCAACAAGGAGAAAGAGAUGGUGACCAGUCUUUUCUGCAAACUGGGAGUUCUUGUCAGACAUAGGAUAUCCUCUUUUGGUAACAAUGCCACAUCCAUAGUCAACUGUCUGCAGAUACUGGGACAAAGCCUGGAUGCCAGGACAGUGAUGAAGACUGGUCUGGAGUCAGUGAAGGCUGCUCUGCGAUCAUACUUUGAGAGUGCAGCAGAGGACCUGGAGAAGACACAGGAGAACCUGAAGCUCGGUCAGUUCACCCACAGCAGAGAGCAGCCGCGAGGUGUCACUCAGAUCAUCAACUACACCACCUUCGCCCUGCUGCCUGUCCUCUCCUCCCUAUUUGAACACAUCGGACAGAACAUGUUUGGAGAAGACCUCAUAUUGGAUGAUGUCCAGGUAUCCUGCUAUAGAAUCCUCAACAGCCUUUAUUUUCUGGGAACCAACAAAAGUAUCUAUGUAGAAAGACAGCGUCCAGCAUUAGGAAAAUGUCUAGCUGCUUUCUCAGCAGCCUUCCCUGUGGCCUUUCUUGAGCCUCACAUCAACAAGUUCAACAGCUUCUCCAUCUACAACAUCAAAGGAACUAAAGACAGAGGGGCUCUAGGUCUUCCAGGACACGUUGGAGAGGUUUGUCCUGUGAUCCCAAACUUAGAAAAGUCUCUGGAGGAGAUCAUGGAGUUGGCAGAGUCUGGCAUGAGAUACACUCAGAUGCCCCAUGUCAUGGAGGUGGUGUUGCCCAUGUUAUGUAGCUAUAUGUCUCACUGGUGGGAACAUGGACCUGAGAGCAACACAGACAAAGCUGACAGCUGCUGCACCUCCGUGACCUCUGAACACAUGAACACUCUGCUGGGGAACAUUCUCAAGAUCAUCUACAACAACCUUGGAAUAGAUGAGGGGGCCUGGAUGAAAAGACUAGCUGUUUUCUCUCAGCCAAUCAUCAGCAAGGCCAAAGCUGAGCUGCUGAAGACCCACUUCCUGCCUCUGAUGGAGAAACUGAAAAAAAAAGCUGCAGUUGUGUUGAUGGAUGAAGAACACAGCAAGGCAGAGGGGAGGGGUGAGAUGUCAGAGACGGAGCUUCUCAUCAUGGACCAGUUCACCAUAUUGGUCAGAGACCUGUACGCUUUCUACCCUCUCCUCAUCCGAUUUGUUGACUACAACAGGGCCAGAUGGCUGAAGGAGUCCAACCCAGAGGCUGAGGAGCUGUUCCGCAUGGUGGCUGAGGUUUUCAUCUUCUGGGCCAAGUCUCAUAACUUCAAGAGGGAAGAGCAGAACUUUGUGGUUCAGAAUGAAAUCAACAACAUGUCCUUCCUCAUCACUGACACCAAGUGUAAGAUGUCAAAGGGAAUAGUUUCAGACCAGGAGAGGAAGAAGAUGAAGAGGAAGGGAGAUCGAUACUCAAUGCAGACAAGUCUGAUCGUUGCUACUCUAAAGCGUCUACUGCCUGUCGGACUCAACAUCUGUGCCCCUGGAGAACAAGAGCUCAUCGCACUGGCUAAGAACCGUUUCACCCAGAAAGAUACAGAGGACGAAGUCCGAGAGAUCAUCAGGAAUAAUCUCCAUUUACAAGGGAAGCUGGAGGACCCAGCUAUUCGUUGGCAGAUGGCGUUGUACAGGGACCUCCCUAAUCACUAUGAGGACACCUCAGACCCAGAGAAAACUGUAGAGAGAGUCCUGGACAUUGCUCAUGUUCUCUUCCAUCUGGAUCAGGUUGAGCACCCUCAGCGCAGUAAGAAGGCAGUUUGGCACAAACUUCUGUCCAAACAGAGGAAGAGAGCAGUGGUUGCUUGCUUCAGGAUGGCACCGCUCUACAACCUGCCCAGGCACCGGGCUGUCAACCUGUUCCUGCAGGGCUAUGAGAAGUCCUGGAUCGAGGCAGAGGAACACUACUUUGAAGAUAAACUCAUCGAGGACCUCGCUAAACCAGGUGACCAAGAGCCAUCCGAAGAAGAGGAAGGGGUGAAGCACAUUGAUCCACUGCAUCAGCUCAUUCAGCUGUUCAGUAGAACAGCCCUCACAGAGAAGUGUAAACUGGAUGAGGAUAAUCUUUACAUGGCCUAUGCUGACAUCAUGGCUAAGAGUUGCCAUGAUGAAGAGGAUGAAGACGGGGAGGAAGUGAAGAGUUUUGAAGUAGGUGGUCAGUCACUCUGUGAGAAGGAGAUGGAGAAGCAGAAGCUGUUGUAUCAGCAGGCUCGGCUACAUGACCGAGGAGCUGCUGAGAUGGUGCUUCAAACCAUCAGCGCUAGUAAAGGUGAGAUGGGUCCCAUGGUGGCCUCUACUCUGAAGCUGGGCAUAGCUAUUCUCAAUGGAGGAAACUCUACUGUGCAGCAGAAAAUGUUGGAUUAUCUGAAAGACAAGAAGGAUGUGGGCUUUUUUCAGAGUCUGGCUGGGCUGAUGCAGUCAUGCAGUGUUCUGGAUCUUAAUGCAUUUGAGAGGCAGAACAAAGCAGAAGGACUGGGAAUGGUGACAGAGGAGGGCUCAGGUGAGAAGGUCAUGCAGGACGAUGAGUUCACCUGUGACCUUUUCCGCUUCCUGCAGCUGCUCUGUGAAGGACACAACUCAGACUUCCAGAACUACUUAAGGACACAAACUGGGAACAAUACGACUGUCAACAUCAUCAUCUCUACUGUUGACUAUCUACUAAGAGUCCAGGAGUCUAUCAGUGAUUUCUACUGGUAUUAUUCUGGGAAAGAUGUUAUCGACGAGCAGGGCCAGAGGAAUUUCUCCAAGGCGAUAAAUGUGGCCAAGCAGGUUUUCAAUACACUAACUGAGUACAUCCAGGGUCCGUGCACUGGCAACCAGCAGAGCUUGGCCCAUAGCCGUUUGUGGGACGCUGUGGUUGGUUUUCUCCAUGUCUUUGCUCAUAUGCAGAUGAAACUUUCUCAGGACUCCAGUCAGAUUGAGUUACUGAAGGAGUUGAUGGACCUACAGAAAGACAUGGUGGUCAUGCUGCUGUCUAUGCUGGAGGGUAAUGUAGUCAAUGGGACUAUCGGGAAGCAGAUGGUGGACAUGUUGGUGGAGUCCUCCAACAAUGUGGAGAUGAUCCUCAAGUUCUUUGAUAUGUUCCUCAAACUGAAAGACCUGACCUCCUCCGAUGCCUUCAAGGAGUAUGACCCUGACGGAAAAGGUGUCAUCUCCAAGAGGGACUUCCAUAAGGCCAUGGAGAGCCACAAACACUACACCCAGUCUGAGACGGAGUUCCUGCUGUCCUGUGCUGAGACUGAUGAGAAUGAACUCUUGGACUAUGAAGAAUUUGUGGAGCGCUUUCAUGAGCCAGCCAAGGAUAUUGGCUUCAAUGUGGCGGUUUUGCUGACCAACCUGUCGGAGCACAUGCCUCAUGACACCCGGCUGCAGACCUUCCUGGAGCUGGCAGAGAGUGUUCUCAACUACUUCCAACCCUACCUGGGCAGGAUCGAGAUCAUGGGCAGUGCCAAGCGCAUUGAGAGGGUUUACUUUGAGAUCAGUGAGUCCAGUCGAACACAGUGGGAGAAACCUCAGGUCAAAGAAUCCAAGCGUCAGUUCAUCUUUGAUGUGGUGAACGAGGGAGGGGAGAAGGAGAAGAUGGAGCUGUUUGUGAAUUUCUGUGAGGACACCAUUUUUGAAAUGCAGCUGGCGGCUCAGAUGUCUGACGCUGGUGAGCGUUCAGCAGUGAAGGAGGAGAGUGAGCGGGAGAAACCAGAUGAGGACAAUCCUGAGAUGGGCUUCUUCUCUGUUACCACAGUCUGCAUGGCGCUGUUGGCUCUGCGAUACAAUGUCAUGCUGCUAAUAAAGGUGCUGUCCAUGAAGAGCUUGAAGAAGCAGAUGAAGAGGAUAAAGAACAUGACAGUGAAGGACAUGGUGACCACCCUGGUGUCCUUAUACUGGUCACUGUUGCUGGGCUUUCUCCAUGUGGCGUUCAGUGUGACUCGAGGAUUUUGCCGUAUCUUCUACAACACCUUCAUGGGAGGCAGUCUGGUGGAGGGGGCCAAGACCAUAAAGGUUUCAGAGCUGCUGGCCAACAUGCCUGACCCUACCCAGGAUGAGGUGCGGGGUGAAGGGGAGGACAGAGAGAAGAGACUUUCUGAUCGCAGCUCCCCAAAGGAGGACCUGGCUGAUCUGGCAGUCAACACCAGCGAGACUGAGCUGCUGUCAGACAUUUUUGGUCUGGACCUAAGAAGGGAGGGGGGCCAGUACAAGAUCACCCCCCAUAACCCCAAUGCCAGCCUGACCGAACUGCUCAACUCUCCGGUUCCCUCCCCAAACCCACCAACCCCACCCACAGCACCUCCACCUGAGCUCAGGCAGAGGCACCAGAGCUCUUCCUCAGAGGCGAAGGAAGCAACACCAGAGACUGCAUCUGAACCUGAGAAAACAUUAGGGGCUGGACAUAUAGAGCAACUAGAGAAGCAACAGAAGAAUGAGAAGAUGAAGCAAAAAGUUAGAAGGCAUCACACCUCAAAGUCUGAUGAGCCAGAUCUGCAGGAGUCUGCGUUCUUGAAGAAGAUCAUAGCCUACCAGAGGAAGCUACUGAACUACUUUGCCAGGAACUUCUACAACAUGAGGAUGUUGGCACUGUUUGUUGCCUUUGCAAUCAACUUCAUCCUCUUAUUCUACAAGGUGUCCACAUCCUCAUCUGUGGUUGAAGAAAGGGAAGUUAUAUACACCAGCAGCCAACCAGACAGCAGUGUUCAUUGGGAUGGAUUGAGUGGAGAAGCAAUGGAGACAAAGGAGGAGGUGAUGGAUGAGACUGGGGAGCUCCUGAAACCUGUCACAGUCCGUUUUGUGCUGGAAGAGAGCAGUGGAUACAUGGAGCCCAUGUUACGGAUCCUGGCCAUCCUGCACACUGUUAUCUCCUUCUUCUGUAUCAUUGGAUACUACUGUCUCAAGGUGCCACUGGUUAUCUUUAAGCGUGAGAAGGAGGUGGCCAGGAAGCUGGAAUUUGAUGGCCUUUAUAUCACAGAACAACCGUCUGAAGAUGACAUCAAGGGACAGUGGGACAGACUGGUUAUCAACACACAAUCUUUCCCAAACAACUACUGGGAUAAGUUUGUGAAGAGGAAGGUGAUGGAUAAAUAUGGGGAGUUUUAUGGCCAUGACCGCAUCAGUGAGCUGCUGGGAAUGGACAAGGCUGCACUGGACUUCAGUGAUGCUCACAAAAAGAGAAAGCCCAGGAGAGACAGCUCACUGGCUGCUGUGUUGAACUCCAUAGAUGUCAAGUACCAGAUCUGGAAGCUGGGGGUGGUAUUCACAGACAAUUCCUUCCUGUAUCUGGCCUGGUAUAUGACCAUGUCCAUCCUGGGUCACUAUAACAACUUCUUCUUUGCUGCCCAUCUGCUCGACAUCGCCAUGGGGUUCAAGACACUGCGCACCAUCCUGUCCUCAGUGACACACAAUGGCAAACAGCUGGUGUUAACAGUUGGGCUGUUAGCAGUGGUGGUCUACCUUUACACAGUAGUGGCCUUCAACUUCUUCAGGAAGUUCUACAACAAGAGUGAAGAUGGAGAACUGCCAGACAUGAAGUGUGACGACAUGCUGACAUGCUACAUGUUUCACAUGUAUGUAGGUGUGAGAGCAGGUGGGGGGAUCGGUGACCAAAUUGAAGACCCAGCAGGUGACGAGUAUGAGAUCUAUCGCAUCAUCUUUGACAUCACCUUCUUCUUCUUUGUCAUUGUAAUCCUCCUGGCUAUCAUCCAGGGUUUGAUCAUUGAUGCAUUUGGAGAGCUGAGGGAUCAGCAGGAACAAGUAAAAGAAGACAUGGAGACCAAAUGUUUUAUCUGUGGAAUAGGUAACGACUACUUUGACACAGUGCCACAUGGCUUUGAAACGCACACGCUACAGGAGCACAACUUAGCCAACUACCUAUUCUUUGUGAUGUAUCUCAUUAACAAAGAUGAAACAGAGCACACAGGCCAGGAGUCUUACGUAUGGAAGAUGUACCAGGAGCGCUGCUGGGAGUUUUUCCCUGCUGGUGACUGUUUCCGGAAACAGUACGAGGAUCAGCUCAACUGAUCUGUUCUUGGAGCAACAGACUCUUCCCUUUCACACUGUCACCUGUGGCAAUCUGCCUUCCCUCUACUUCUCCUUCAGACCUUUCAUACUGCUCUCUGAGAAGUCGACAGGGUCUACACUCUGCUCCACUUCCCAGUGCAAGAGGAACUACAUCUCCAGCCUCCUCUACAGGCCCCACCCUAAGCCUUCCUCCCAGUUCUUCCUCAUCCAGACAGUCAACUCUGCCAGCUCUGCCCCUCACUUCCAGCACACUUUGUUUGGAAUGCUUCUAAGACUUUGUACAGAGAAAAUAUCAGAUUAUAUGCUGUACUAUAGGUUUUUGGUUUUUUGUUUUUGGCUCAGAUAAUGACUUCUUUGCUUUAACUUAUUCUACAUUCACAGUAACAAGCAAAAAAUACAAAGGAAUAAUGGAAAAAGGGGAAAGGGAAGGACCCAAAGAUGGACAGAGGAAGAGAUAAAGAGAAUUCUUCCUGAAAGACUCUCAGGACAGUGAUGAACACAGAAAACAUUACAAUGAUGUUUACGACUUUUCAUGUGUACAGUGCACGUUGUCUGUAGGUACAGGGGGUGGACGCUGUAAUCCAACACAAGAGCUCUGCAAUAAAUAAAUCUGACCUUAGAAGCUUCCAUAGUCAGCGAUCAAGACAAAUUCUCGCCUACAAGGAGGCAAUGAUUUGAUUGAACUCUAAGGUCACUGUUUCAAGGCUUUUUAGUUUUUGGUGCAUAGUGGGAAGAUAUAAGGUUCCUCUACAUAAUAAUAUAAUCCAGCACACCAUUAAACUACAGUCUCCUGAACUACCACAGAGUUGAAUUAACCUCUUGUGACACAGUGUCAACAAAAAUCUGAACAAUCUGAUCUUCACAAAUUGGCCUAUUGUACUGGACUGAAUUUAAGUACAGAUGUUAAUACUGAGUCCACACCUGUACAUGCCAACACUGUGUGUGAAGGGCUCUUCAAGUGUUCAUCUUUGUUAGCAACAUGAUCAGCAAGUCCAUUUUGUUCCAGAAAGCUGAGUGACAUGGAAAUUCAGCUGUAGUACGGACAUCUACGAGACUCAAUCCUCCAUCAGCUCUCAUCAGAUCUUUUAUUGUAAAGAUAAGAUAAGUAAAUGUCCCCCAAACUAUGCUUUCAAAAUGGUUUAAUCCAUUAUUGACAUCUGUGGGAAAUCCAAUUCCAACGCUCUUGUCCAGACUGAUAUCUGUGGACAGCUACUGGUCAGACAGUAUGUCUGAUGCCACCGUCAGGACAAGAGCAGCUAAACGGUCAGCAAGUUUGUUCUUUCCUGUUCUUCAGCAUGGUGUUGAAGAGACAUCAAAGUCUCUGGGUGCCACUGGAAGGACUUCAGCCUGUCUUCUUUUUUUUUAAUGAAUGCUACUCCACUAGGGCUUGCUCGGUACAUUUGUUAAUCAAAUGAUGUAGUUUUAUGAAAAGCAAUACCAAAGCAGCAAAAAGGGAUUUAUCGGUUUGAAGCUGCAUACAAUGUGUGUGCGUGCCUAUUAGCCAAGAUAAAGAAUCAGUGGAGUAACUCUCAGUUAGGUUUCUGAAGUAGGAAUGCACAGCAAGGGCAGGCUGACGAUAGAUGACAGAUGAGUGGAUGAAAGAAGAGGGAGGGGGAGACAGGAGGAUACAGUGCCUUACUAAGCCAGGAAUGAGCUAUGCACACUGGAGGAGGAGAGAGGAAGGUUGGAUAGCUUCACAUAAAGGUAAAGACAUGAGGAUAACGUGGAGCUGAGUGAUGAAAUGUUUAUGAAAGAGAAACGUGCCAUGUGAAGCACUAUAGGAAAAUAGAAACAGAUGGAAGAUGGAUGGAGAGGGAAAUGUCCUCAGGACUUUGUCACUGGAGACAUAUAAUGACUGGUAUGACCUGAGUAGAAAUAUCCACAUUUGAAAUUUCAUUUGUGCUUGCUUUAUAGCUUUAUGAAUUUCAAAUUUAUGAAGAACAAUUUUAGAAAUACACAACUCAGUAUGAUUUAAUGGAUUCUGUUUUUUUAUGCAGUACUAGAGGAUCUUUAAGUUGCCUUGUAGAGUUCAGUUUGAAAUGACAGCAGCAAGUGGGGGCUAGUGUCACACACCUCCAAUGCUGUCCCACUCGUCCAAUGGUUGGUGAAGCAGUUUUUGCUGUUGGCAGAAACC
Seriola dumerili (greater amberjack) is the source of this 17077-nucleotide messenger RNA. RefSeq names its product ryanodine receptor 2 (gene ryr2a). Gene Ontology annotation, cellular component: smooth endoplasmic reticulum; calcium channel complex; Z disc. The transcript has 115 exons. Bases 1 to 14943 code for a protein of 4980 amino acids. Gene Ontology annotation, biological process: calcium ion transmembrane transport; intracellular calcium ion homeostasis. Lineage: Eukaryota; Metazoa; Chordata; Actinopteri; Carangiformes; Carangidae. The record is from RefSeq and is a predicted model, not a curated record. Gene Ontology annotation, molecular function: protein binding; calcium ion binding; ryanodine-sensitive calcium-release channel activity.